AUGUGCAAUGUCUUGGAAUUCAGUUUAUCAAAAUGUUAUAGGACAGUGAAUCUCUGGGACUAUGCCCUACGAGAAGACGUCAUCCGCAGUAUCGCCAACUGCACGACCAACGACCAGGGCAACGUCCUGGCCUUAGACACAGCGCCCGUAGAGCUGUCGGAGGCGCGAGUUGAGGUUCUGGCCGUCGAGGCCCUUUGCACGCGGCGCCCGAGGUUCGUCAUCGUCCCCGAGAGAAAGACCCCGACCGAAGCCGCGGCGUUCUGCGAGCUGGCGGACUCGAGGUUCUACAUCCCAACGGAGGGCGAAUCCAACGCGAGGCUCUUCAACGACAGUCGGCAGUUCGUAGGGGCGUGCGGAGGCAAGAGCUACAAGCUGCUGUUCCUCGGGGCGACGGACGAGGAGGAAGAAGGGCGGUGGGUCCGGACACACGACAGAAGGCCCAUAUCGUACACGGCCUGGGACAGCGGCGAACCCAACGGCGGGAGGAAACGCAACUGCCUUGUGCAGAGCAAGUACAACGAGCGCUGGGGCGACGUGGAGUGCGGCCAAGAGCUGUGCUUCGUGUGCGGCAGAACGAACGCGGACUUCCUGCAGCUGCGAGGACUGUGCCACGAGGACGAGCACCAGACACGGUUUUUGCUCGACGGCUACAUCCACGGGAAGCCCUUCUUCAGAGGUUACUACACCAUGCUCAUCUUUCACUCCGGGGACAAGGAGUGGCUCCUGCAGGACACGGCGGGCAACGUCACAGUGGCCGUCCUCUCGCUCGCGCAGGAGACCGGCUUCCCCAUAGGACGGCAGACGUGGCGCAUGAGCAGCGCCCUCUGUGGCGUCCCCGCCGGCGCCGCCGUGGUGCUCGGCCUCUCGAUCUGCACGACCCAGGAGUUCAUGUGCACGGACGGUUCGUGUGUCCACCGGAGCUUGCGGUGCAACCUCCGGGACGACUGCACGGACGGCAGCGACGAGCAGAACUGCACCAUCGUCCACUUCAGCGACAGCUACCACAACCACCGCCCUCCGCCGGGCCCGAGCGUCGGCGCGCCCCUCGAGAUCGCCCCGGCCGUAGAGCUCAUCAGGUUCUCGAAGAUUGACGACAUCAACCUCGCCUUUAACAUGGAGAUCGAGGUGGCGCUCGCCUGGACCGACAGCAACGUCAGGUACAAGAACCUCAAACAGCAGGAAGGGUGGAACAAGCUGAGCAACCUCGAGGUGGAGAGGAUCUGGUCUCCCGACGUGGAGUUCCUCAACGUGAACAACGGAGAACUCUUGAGGCUAAAGAGCGGGGUCUUCGUGCAGCGACGUGGCGAGGCUGACCCGCCCAUCUUCACGGACGUCAAAAUGGACACAAUGUAUCAGGCACAAACAGGACGACUGGUACAAAGAGAACAGUAUUAUGGAAGCUUCAACUGUCACUUCGGUCUUUUCAAUUACCCGUUCGAUACCCAGAGUUGCAGCAUCCUCAUCAAACUUGCUUCGGCCGAUACCCAGGUCAUCGUGUUGAGGAACGGAUCGGUGUCCUACAGCGGGCUACACAAACUCCCCAAAUACAGCAUUCAGAAUAUUGCUUUUCAACUCAACACGCGGUCUGAUUACGCUGUUCUGGAGGUAACCUUUGACCUGGAACGUCGAUGGAGCCUGUUGGUUCUCACUAUCUUCAUGCCAACGUUUCUCCUUCUUGGAAUUGGAUAUGGCACUCUUUACAUCCAGCUACAGGCUUUCCAGGUACGGGCCAUCAUGACCUUAACAACACUCCUGGUCCUCUACACCCUGUUCAACCAAGUGUCCAGCGCCCUCCCGGACACCGCCUACAUCAAGAUGAUCGACAUGUGGUUCUUCUUCUGCAUCUUCCUCAUCUUCAGCGUCAUCGUCGUCCACAUCAGCGUCGAGCGGCUUGAGCCCGGGGAAGCGAGGCCCUCGAAGACGAUUAGCGUGUCGCCAGUACAGCAGAUGCGUCCGGAGGGGAGAUGGCUGCUCAGAAUAAAAAGCAUCACCGCCACUCAGGUCCUGGAGGUCAGCAGGAAGAUAGUGUUUCCUCUCAUCGUGGUUGUCUUUGCCCUCGUGUAUUGGCUGGCUAUUUUUGUCUACUGAGGAAUAAGACUCUUCAUAAACAAACAAGCAAAAAAAAAAAAUGAAUGGGAAGACAGAAGAUUCUCCGCAGGGUCACCCUCGACGGUCCAGUGUGCGAGGCCACUCAGUAAGCUCAGGGCGGAGGUGCUGCUUGUCCCCUUUCUCCUUUUUGGAUCAAAUAAACUCCUUUCUCCUGUCCCUGACCAAUGAAUAUCUUGAUUUCAUGCCCUUGCUGUCCUUAACCAAUCAGGAACUAGGAACAACCCCCGUCCAUCUGGGAUGACCCAGCAUCCCCAUGACCUCGCUGUUAACUUCAGAGGCGACCAUUUAUAGAUGCUAUGUAUAUAUCCUAUAGCUAUACUAUAUAGAUACAUUCUGUGUAACAUUUCUAGACAGGGCAGUUAAGUCUUCUAGUCUUCAGUCGAAAAUCUACAUUCAGUGACACAAUUUCUGUACAUCGAAAGUUU
Penaeus chinensis is the source of this 2534-nucleotide messenger RNA. RefSeq lists its product as uncharacterized. The record is from RefSeq and is a predicted model, not a curated record. Gene Ontology annotation, biological process: monoatomic ion transmembrane transport; regulation of membrane potential; chemical synaptic transmission. Bases 1 to 2088 code for a protein of 695 amino acids. The transcript has 8 exons. Gene Ontology annotation, cellular component: membrane; neuron projection; synapse. Lineage: Eukaryota; Metazoa; Arthropoda; Malacostraca; Decapoda; Penaeidae. Gene Ontology annotation, molecular function: transmembrane signaling receptor activity; protein binding; neurotransmitter receptor activity.